AUGGAUGCGGCAGUUGAGAGGGGAGCUGACGGACACUUAUAUAUCUUCAAGGGCGACAAGUUUUGGCGUUACGAUGGUUAUAAGAAAAGCGUUGAUCCUGGUUACCCCAAGCUUAUUCGGUCUGUACUUCCGGGUUUACAGAAAAACAUACACGCUGCUCUUCAGUGGAAAAAUGGCAAGACGUUCUUUUUCAAGGGGGAACAAUAUUACGUACUAGAUGACUCGUCCUGGCGCAUUCGGCAAGGUUUUCCAAAAUCGAUCUCAACCUACUGGAUGGGUUGCUCACCAGAGGGAUUAGCGUCGGGAAGAAUUUUACCACAUGGCUCG
Messenger RNA from Porites evermanni, 327 nucleotides. The record is from the annotation of a GenBank genome assembly. Lineage: Eukaryota; Metazoa; Cnidaria; Anthozoa; Scleractinia; Poritidae.